GGCAGAGUGGAGCGUGGUGCGGAGGUUCACACAGCGGGAGGAGGAGGCACACACAAGCCGCUCACAGCUGCAGUCCGCUGGGCUCCAGCCUCGGAUCAUCCCGUCAGUGAAGAUAAGGGACUGAAACACACCAGUUCAAAGAGAGACACAUCGUUUCUUGUCUUUGCGCCUCUCGUUUUGGGAACAAUGAGGACCAUCUUUGUGUGCCUCUGUCUCAGCCUGUCCCUGGAGGCUCUGGUUCUGAGUCCACAGAGGAUGGACGCUGGCGUCCAACAAGGAACAGGAGUACGAAUCUCAGAAGAGGAGCAGCUGAAAAGAGUGAGACGAAGCUGGAAGUGGAACCGGUUUUAUCUGUACGAGGAGUACACGGGCAGCGACUACCAGUACAUCGGCAAGGCAUAAUCCGGACAGCCCUGGGUCCUGAAGACAUGGACCGUGAGCAGAGGGAGCACUACCAGGUGGUGAUUGAAGCUAAAGACAUGGCUGGACAAAGAGGGGGACUCACUGGGACCACCGUGGUUAAUAUCACUCUGACUGAUGUCAACGACAAUCCUCCCCGGUUCACACAGACUUUAUACCAGUUCAGAGUUCCUGAGACCUCCAUGCACGGCACCACGGUGGGAAGACUUCAAGCCACUGAUAGAGACAUUGGGAUAAACGCAGAGAUGAUCUACACCAUCAUCAGCGGAGAUGGAAUGGACGUGUUUGACGUCUCUGCUGACAAAGACACUCAAGAGGGGAUUAUCACUGUGAGCAAGCCUUUGGAUCAUGAGAAGAAACCUUCGUUCAUAUUAGAGGUCCAGGUCCAGAACACCCAGGUGGACCCUCGCUUUACGUCCUCCGGCUCCAAAGACACGGCCACAGUUCGUAUCAGCGUGGAAGACGUGGACGAGCCGCCUCUGUUUGACAAAGUCUCUUACCUGAUGGAGGUGAAGGAAGAUGCUGCCGUGGGCACGGCUGUGGGCUCGGUCAGAGCUACAGACCCCGACAAAGCCCGCAGUGUGGUCCGGUACUCUAUCAACCGACACACCGACAUGGAUCACCUGUUCAACAUCCAUCCGGGGAAUGGCUCAGUGUUCCUGCUCAGAGGUCUGGACAGAGAGGAGUCUGCCUGGCACAAUAUUUCAGUCAUCGCCACAGAAAUCAAUAACCCUCGACAGCGUAGUAAUGUUCCUGUUUACAUCCGUGUGAUCGACAUCAAUGACAACGCUCCAGUCUUUGCCUCUGUGUAUAAAACAUUUGUGUGUGAGAAAACCAGAGCUGGACAGCUGAUCCAGACCGUCAGCGCAACUGAUGCCGAUGAGCCUUUAUCAGGACACAAGUUCUUCUUCAGUUUGGCUCCUGAAGCAAUGUACCGCAGCAACUUCUCUGUUCGAGACAACGGAGACAACACAGCCAGCAUCCUGACCCGCCGGGCCAGCUACAGCCGCCUUCAUCAGCAGGUUUACCUGGUUCCUGUGGUCAUCUCUGACGGUGGCUACCCCAUGCUGAGCAGCACCCAGACCCUCACAGUCAGGGUUUGUUCGUGCAUCCGUGAAGGCAGCGUGGAAACCUGUAACCCAGAGGCUUACAGCAGCUCUCCAGGCCUCGGCACUGGAGCCCUCAUCGCCAUCCUCCUCUGUGCUCUCAUAUUACUGGUGACUUUGAUUCUCUUCAUAACAUUAAAGCGCCAAAGAAAGCAGGAACCUCUGAUUAUCUCCAAAGAAGACGUCCGGGACAACGUGGUGAGCUACAACGAUGAAGGCGGCGGUGAGGAGGACACUCGGGCCUUUGACAUAGGAGCCCUGCAGCACCCAGAUGCUGCCGCUGCCCUGGAGGAGUCUGCUAAACUGAGGCGGGACGUCGUGCCCUGUCACAAGCUGCUGUACCCGCCGCAGCAGCGAGCCGCUCCUGCGGCGGCCCGACUCCUCGUGCCCCCACAGAGCAGGGCUUCAAGACACAACAGAGACAUGUGCGACUUUAUCAACCAGAAGCUUCUGGAGUAUGACCACAACUCAGUGGAUCCUCCGUAUGACUCUCUGGCCACAUACGUAUUUGAGGGGGCAGGAUCGGUGGCAGGGUCGCUCAGCUCGCUGGGCUCAGCCUCCUCCUCAGAGAACGAACAGGACUAUCAUUACCUGGGAGACUGGGGACCCCGGUUCAAGAGGCUGGCCGACCUGUACAGAGCUGAGGACGGGGACUUCUGCUAACGAUGACAACAUGUUAACACAAACUCACAGUCGGGCUCAGGAAACAACCACUGAUAGCAGCAACCUCAAGAACAUCCACCAACCAGAGCUGGAGAACACCUCCUGACUUUGAGCUGCCAAAAAUGGAGCGUACUGUUUUCUUUUGAAAGGAUGGAGAAUGAUAAAGAUCUGUUUUUUUUUCUUUUUUUUUAUUUUUACUGUUUUUACUUUAUUAUCACUUUUACAUGUGUCAGACCAUCAGACAAAGAUAAUCUGUGUAAAUACAAAAUGCAUUUUAAAUGAUUAUUUCAUUUAUAAAAGGGACAUAUCGUGCAAAAUCCACUUUUUUAGCCAUUAAAUGCAUUUUGUUGUAUAGUUGGUGUCUCUAAGAGGCAAAUAAAAUUAAUUUAGUCUCUCCUGGUGCUGCAGAGAUAUAUUUAUGUUCUGUUUGGGUCACAUUUUUCAGCCCGUUCAGUUUUCUCUAUUUUCCGUAUUAUUAUGUCAAAGUAUUUAUAACAACUUCUAAAUAAGGUCUAGACUCACCAACUACAAUUUAGUGGUCUUCAUUGUCCUCUGGUUCUGGGUCAGACUCUGGUUCUGGGUCAGACUCUGGCUCCAGCAUGUAAGGCUGGAUGGACAGGUCUUCCCUUGUUGAGAUCUUCUAAUUCAUUUGUAAAUUAAAUGUUUCUGUUAUUUAGUCCUAAACCCCUCUAUUAAACUAGAACGAACCGGUCUGGAAGCUGGAGGGGUGUAGGGUGUGAAGCACCUCAUUUGGAUUUAAAGAGACAGCCUCAAAAUGAGUUG
This is a messenger RNA of Austrofundulus limnaeus, 2972 nucleotides long. RefSeq names its product cadherin-6. Gene Ontology annotation, biological process: homophilic cell-cell adhesion; adherens junction organization; cell morphogenesis. The record is from RefSeq and is a predicted model, not a curated record. Gene Ontology annotation, molecular function: cadherin binding; calcium ion binding; beta-catenin binding. Gene Ontology annotation, cellular component: adherens junction; plasma membrane; catenin complex. NCBI's taxonomy places the organism in Eukaryota, Metazoa, Chordata, Actinopteri, Cyprinodontiformes, Rivulidae.